Molecule: messenger RNA, 1245 nt
Organism: Metschnikowia bicuspidata var. bicuspidata NRRL YB-4993
Lineage: Eukaryota; Fungi; Ascomycota; Pichiomycetes; Serinales; Metschnikowiaceae
Exons: 1
Coding region: 1-1245 (414 amino acids)
Cellular component (GO): endoplasmic reticulum
Source: RefSeq, a predicted model, not a curated record
AUGAAGAUUGCCUCGUUCAGCUCUGCGGUGCUAUUGGCCGCAUCGGCCGUUUCUGCAGCCAGCAAUAUUGCCGUGUACGAAUUCCCCGGCAAGCACAAUGCCGAGGUGCCCCGGGUGUCGUUGAAGUCCUCGUUGUUAUAUUUGGCAGACAAGUUUGGCGCCGGCGAAUACUACUCUAUCGGCCACAAAGACAAGGCUGUGGAAUUUCUUGAUCUCGUGCAUGGAAAGGAGGCCGGGAAACCGGACUUGUUGGUCAUCCUUAAGGGUGUGGACACCCCCGAACGGAUCCUCGACGACUGGGCGCCGACUUUCGAGAUCGAAACGGGCACAAACAAAAAAGUGGCGCCUGGUCUCGUCAAAGUGCUUUUCAAAAAACUCCCCAAGCAAGUGGCGGGGGCCCAGUCCGCGCUGCGGGUGUCGCACUUGACCGAGGAACUCAAGUACGUUUCUUCGGGCUUUGCUGGAGGUGACGACAUGCCUCAACAGUUCAAGCACUUCAACCUCGAGUUGCCGCAAGCCUGGGCCAAGUUGGUCAGGCACUCUGCCGACGAGGCCGAGAACACUCAGCACGUGAUGGGUGCGCUGUCGUCCGGCUUGAAGCUCGUCAACGACAAGCUCUACAUCAACGAAAUCAUGCAGAUGGUCAAGUUGGGCUCCUCGGAAAACCACACGGAUGCAUUUGCCGUGGCCAACUUGGACUCUCUCCUUUCGAUCGGCCACCGUAUCGGAUACAACUCGCGUACUUACAAUGUGGCCAAGGGCGCGUUGCUCCAGAGCAUCGUGGCGUUGGACUCCAAGUUUGACAUCACGCUUGUGGCCGUGGGCCCCGACCACAAAAUCGCGUCCGACCACCUGCAAUUGCUGAAGAGAGCCAGCGAGCUUGACGGUGUGUUCUCCACGUUUUCCAAAAGAGGCACCAGUGGCGCCAACUCCUGCUUUGCCAACGAGGCCGAGUGUGAUGCUUCCACCAAAAGCUGCAGCGGCCAUGGCUCCUGCACGAACGUGCAAGAGGGCUGCUGGCAAUGUUUGUGCUCGGCCACUCAGGACAAGAAGACGUCCAAAACUACGAAGUGGGCCGGGUACGAUUGCAGCAAGAAAGACAUUGCAGCACAGGCACAUCUCUUGUUGUGGACAUCUGUUGUCUUGUUGGCCACGUUGGUUGGAGGAGUCAAGCUUCUUUUUGGCGUGGGCAGCGACGCAUUGCCUGGAGUUUUGCAAGCCGCCACCAUCGACACCUCGAGAUAA